CAAAACCCCUAUACCUCAUGGUUGCAUAAUUUGCAUUCUGUUUUCGCUUGCUUGCAGCCAUUUAUGCACCUGUCACGUCAUCUUCACGCUAUGCGCCGACCAAGGGGCUGUGGCGGACGCUUCCUGAACACAAAGAAGAUGAAUGGUGGUAAGGGUGGAGCUGAAACAAAGAAGAUUGGUGAAGGACAAAUUUCUCAGCCCACUGAAUCUCAAUAUUCAGAAGUUCUGCAAUCUGACAGUGGAAAUUCAAACUCACCAAAGGAAGCAAAUGUCAGAGGACCCUAUCUUUCCGGAUCAGAGGUGACUAGUAUGUACUCCAGGGGAGAUUUCAAUCCCUUUUCAAUCAGUCAUCUUAGGCCAUCUGUCCACUCUCUCUCUCGUAUGAUGGAUGCUGGGCAUGGUAUUGUCAUGCCCAGUAAGUGGGUUGCGGCAGCAGAUAGCUGCUGCAAUCUAAAAAUUUGA
This is a messenger RNA of Ilex paraguariensis (yerba mate), 462 nucleotides long. The record is from the annotation of a GenBank genome assembly. NCBI's taxonomy places the organism in Eukaryota, Viridiplantae, Streptophyta, Magnoliopsida, Aquifoliales, Aquifoliaceae.